CCAGCCUUGCAGGUAUUUCAUGCAUGGGGUUUGUAAGGAAGGAGAUACCUGUCGCUACUCGCAUGACCUCUCUGACAGUCCAUACGGUGUGCUGUGCAAGUAUUUUCAGCGAGGGUACUGUAUUUACGGAGGCCGCUGCAGAUACGAACAUAGCAAACCAUUGAAACAGGAAGAAGCAACUGCUACAGAUCUAACUGCAAAACCAUCCCUUGCUGCUUCCUCAAGUCUCUCACCAGUAGUUGGACCGAUUGUUGAAAUGAAUACAGGCGAGGCUGAGUCAAAUUCAAACUUUGCAACUGUAGGAGCAGGUUCAGAAGACUGGGUGAAUGCCAUUGAGUUUGUUCCUGGGCAGCCCUACUGUGGCCGUACACCCCUGCAGGGCUCAGUGACCAAGGAAGAACCAGAGAAGGAGCCAACAGCUGUGGACACGAAGAAGCAGCUCUGUCCCUAUGCAGCGGUGGGAGAGUGCCGCUACGGGGAGGGACGUGGGAGCUGCCCAUUUGGAGGGAACUGUUUUUACAAGCAUGCGUACCCCGAUGGCCGUAGAGAGGAGCCACAGAGACAGAAAGUGGGAACAUCAAGCAGAUACCGGGCCCAACGAAGGAACCACUUCUGGGAGCUCAUUGAGGAAAGAGAGAACAGCAACCCCUUUGACGAUGAAGAAGAGGUUGUCACCUUUGAGCUGGGCGAGAUGUUGCUUAUGCUUUUGGCUGCAGGUGGGGACGACGACGACGAGCUGACAGACUCUGAAGACGAGUGGGACUUGUUUCACGAUGAGCUGGAAGACUUUUAUGACUUGGACCUAUAGCAGCUUUGCGUGGCGUGGGAACUGGUCUGCUGAGCCCAGACAGUGGCUGUCCCCUGUGGUGGUGUGGCAGUGCCCGUGUCUCCUAGGCAGGCCUAGCAACUCCAGGUGCUGUCGUAAUACUUCGUACCCAGGGCCUGUCUUCUUACUCCCUCACCUUUCCCCAAGGAGUAUGUUGUUUCCUCUGGUUAAAAAGUUACAAAAAUAAACCUUAAAGUUAGUUUUUUGUAACACGAACUUAA
Myotis brandtii (Brandt's bat) is the source of this 1047-nucleotide messenger RNA. Its product is annotated as E3 ubiquitin-protein ligase makorin-1. The record is from RefSeq and is a predicted model, not a curated record. The transcript is spliced from 2 exons. Lineage: Eukaryota; Metazoa; Chordata; Mammalia; Chiroptera; Vespertilionidae. Gene Ontology annotation, molecular function: ubiquitin protein ligase activity; metal ion binding. Bases 20 to 808 code for a protein of 262 amino acids. Gene Ontology annotation, biological process: protein polyubiquitination.